Messenger RNA from Xyrauchen texanus (razorback sucker), 1531 nucleotides. Its product is annotated as CDC42 small effector protein 2-like. The transcript has 5 exons. Lineage: Eukaryota; Metazoa; Chordata; Actinopteri; Cypriniformes; Catostomidae. Gene Ontology annotation, cellular component: plasma membrane. Gene Ontology annotation, biological process: regulation of Rho protein signal transduction. The record is from RefSeq and is a predicted model, not a curated record. Bases 476 to 733 code for a protein of 85 amino acids. Gene Ontology annotation, molecular function: small GTPase binding.
CGAGUGUUCUUCUCUAACACUGCCCCUUUACAAACGGAAAAAGACACAAAGAAGAAGAUCAUUUAUGCUCACUGCAUGUCAGUGCUGGAUGCAUAUUGGUCUUCGUUGUGUGUGUGUUGGUGGAGCUCAUCGGAUCUCGAGCGCAGGUGGAGGAUCAUUUACCGCAUUGUUCAGCUGAGCCGCGGAGUUCAGCAUCAGCAUCACAUCGGUGUGAGUGUUUAUUCAGUGUAGUGAGCCGUAUAGAAGCUUCCUGUCUGGAUCUCUGCCACCCCUCAACCCCCGCUGUUCUCUGCCACUGUUCAGCACCUCAGGCUGAAUAACUCCACCAUUAUCACAGAUUGCACCCUUGAGACCAGCCAGCUCAGAUCAAGAUCCUUCAGGAACUAAGACUCAGUGAGCACUUGUGCCCCGUCCAACCCCCCAGAGCGCCUCUGGGCACACUGGCACAGCCGAACUGUAGGACUGACUGCUAGUCAUGAGUGAAUUCUGGUUGUGCUUCAACUGCUGUAUCGCCGAGCAGCCGCAGCCGAAGAGGCGGCGACGAAUAGAUCGGAGUAUGAUCGGCAAGCCCACCAAUUUCGUCCAUACGGCACACGUAGGGUCUGGAGAUGUCUUCAGUGGCAUGAACUCUGUGAACUCAAUUCAGAAUCAAAUGCAGUCAAAGGGCGGGUAUGGAGGAGAGGCCAUGCCUGUUAAUGUACAAAUGCAGCUGGUGGAUACAAAAGCAGGAUAAUAUGUUCUUGGAAGGGGUUCUGUGAUGCCACCAGUACCCCUCCAGCAGUAUCUCUCCAUAUGCCCCCAAUGGCGACUUCACACCUCAUUCUUAUGCAGCAAAAACAUGGACAGUUGCACACAGUAAAGAGGUUGUCCUGACCUUCAAACAACAGGACCCCACAGCGCAUCAACGUUGUCUCUGAUACUGCUCCAUAACAGACGCUCAAAUACCCCUAAAUAUCCAACAGCCUACACGUGCAAAUUGUGUUUCAUCGCUUCCUCUGUGGUUAGCCGUCAACAGUUGCUGUUUCAUUGUGCAAAGUUGUGGGUCUGGAACCAGUAAGAACAAUUAUUUUGGUUUGGUCCAGUUUUGUUUCCUCAUUUCGCCAUGAAAAGACUGCUUUGUAAUUUCAGUUUAAUAAUCAGAGUGGAGCCGACAACAAUGUUUGUAUAGAAGUGGUUAGCUAUGCUCAUGUGGUGCCAAACUGCUCAGUGCAAUGAAACAACAAGAAGUACUUUCUGUUUAAAUGCAGACACAAAAUAUUUAAUUUUUUGAAGGAAAUGUGAUUGUUAUUUGGCUGUGAUGUGAUCUCAUUAGUAUUUGUAGAUAUUUGUAUGAAAACUGUAGUUCUAGCUGGUAUGUUUGUACAUUUGGAUAGAUAAUAAAAUGAUCAAUAUCAACCUAUUGAUGGCAUCUAAAACAUUAAAGGGAUAGUUCACCCCAAAAUGAAACUUCUCUCAUCGUGUACUCACCCUCAUGCCAUCCCAGAUGUGUAUGACUUUUUUUCUUCUGCAGAACACAAAUGAAGAUUUUAAG